GAAGUCUCACGGCCGGAGUUGGUGGUCCGGGAACCCACGUGGGCUGGGUUUCGGGUUGCUUUGGUGGUCCGGCCCGCUGGAGCGCUCACCCGGGCUUAGUCGCCAUGGGGAAGCUGCGCCGGCGGUACAACAUCAAGGGGCGCCAGCAGGCGGGUCCCGGCCCCUCGAAGGGCUCCCCCGAGCCGCCCCCCGUGCAGCUGGAACUAGAGGACAAGGACACUUUGAAGGGAGUUGAUGCAAGCAACGUGCUCGUUCUACCGGGGAAGAAGAAAAAGAAGACCAAAACCCCUCCGCUGUCGAAGAAGGAGAAGAAGCCUCUGACCAAGAAGGAAAGGAAAGUGCUGCAGAAAAUCUUAGAACAGAAGGAGAAAAAGAGCCAGCGAGCAGAGAUGCUACAGAAGCUGAGUGAAGUCCAGGCUUCCGAAGCCGAGAUGAGACUCUUUUAUACCACCUCCAAGCUGGGCACUGGGGACCGCAUGUACCACACCAAACAGAAGCCUGACGAGGUGGUGGCCCCAGGCCAGGAGAAGAUCAGCAGCCUCAGUGGUGCCCACCGGAAGCGUCGCCGCCAGCCCUCAGCUGAGGAGGAGGAGGAGGAGGAGUCGGAGGAGUCGAAGCUGGAGGGGGAGCCAGAGCUGGACGAGGACCCGGCUGCUGAGCUGGCUGAGGCUGGUGCGGGGACCACCGUGGCACCUCUGCCGCCAACUCCAGCACCCAGCAGUCAGCCCGCGCCGGCUGGGAUGCCUGUUCCUCCUCCUCCAGCUGCAGCACCCCCACCCAGGGCCCUGGCCAAGCCUGCUGUCUUCAUCCCUGUGAACCGCUCCCCGGAAAUGCAGGAAGAACGGCUGAAGCUCCCAAUUCUCUCUGAAGAACAAGUGAUCAUGGAGGCUGUGGCUGAGCACCCCAUUGUCAUCGUGUGUGGUGAGACUGGCAGCGGGAAGACCACACAGGUGCCUCAGUUUCUCUAUGAAGCAGGCUACAGCAGUGAAGACAGCAUCAUCGGUGUCACGGAGCCCCGCCGAGUGGCCGCCAUGGCCAUGUCCCAGCGAGUGGCCAAGGAGAUGAAUCUGUCCCAGCGGGUCGUCUCCUACCAGAUCCGGUAUGAAGGAAACGUGACAGAGGAGACCAGAAUCAAGUUCAUGACAGAUGGUGUGCUGCUCAAAGAAAUCCAGAAGGACUUCCUGCUGCUGCGGUACAAGGUGGUGAUCAUCGACGAGGCCCACGAGAGGAGCGUGUACACGGACAUCCUCAUCGGCCUCCUGUCCCGCGUUGUGACUCUCCGGGCCAAGAGGAACCUGCCACUCAAGCUGCUCAUCAUGUCGGCCACGCUGCGGGUGGAGGACUUCACCCAGAACCCGCGGCUCUUCGCCAAGCCGCCCCCGGUCAUCAAGGUGGAAUCCAGGCAGUUCCCAGUGACUGUGCAUUUCAACAAGCGGACACCACUGGAAGACUACAGCGGCGAGUGCUUCCGGAAGAUUUGCAAGAUCCACCGGAUGCUGCCCGCAGGUGGCAUCCUGGUGUUCCUGACGGGGCAGGCUGAGGUGCACGCGCUGUGUCGCAGGCUCAGAAAGGCUUUCCCACCCUCCAGAGCCCGGCCACAAGAGAAGGACGAUGAUCAGAAAGACUCAACGGAGGAAAUGCGGAAGUUUAAGAAGUCGAGGGCCAGGGCCAAGAAGGCGCGGACCGAGGUGCUGCCCCAGAUCAACUUGGAUCAUUACUCGGUGUUGCCGGCAGGUGAAGGCGAUGAGGACAGGGAGGCAGAAGUGGACGAGGAAGAGGGGGCCCUGGACUCCGACCUCGAUCUGGACUUGGGGGAUGGCGGGCAAGAUGGAGGUGAGCAGCCGGACCCCUCCCUCCCACUCCACGUGCUCCCGCUGUACUCUCUGCUGGCCCCAGAAAAGCAAGCACAGGUCUUUAAGCCUCCACCGGAGGGGACUCGGUUGUGUGUUGUGGCCACCAACGUUGCCGAGACGUCUCUUACCAUCCCUGGCAUCAAGUACGUGGUGGACUGUGGGAAGGUCAAGAAGCGUUACUACGACCGCGUCACCGGCGUGUCCUCCUUCCGUGUCACCUGGGUCUCCCAGGCAUCAGCUGACCAGCGAGCGGGCAGAGCAGGACGGACAGAGCCCGGCCACUGCUACAGGCUGUAUUCAUCUGCGGUUUUUGGUGAUUUCGAGCAGUUUCCUCCUCCAGAAAUCACCCGGAGGCCUGUUGAAGACUUAAUCCUUCAAAUGAAGGCUCUCAACAUUGAAAAGGUCAUCAACUUCCCCUUCCCGACGCCCCCCUCCGUGGAAGCCCUUCUUGCCGCCGAGGAGCUGUUGAUCGCACUGGGUGCCCUGCAACCACCCCAGAAAGCAGAAAGGGUGAAGCAACUGCAGAAGAACCGGCUGAGCUGCCCCAUCACUGCGCUGGGCCGGACCAUGGCCACGUUCCCCGUGGCCCCCCGCUACGCCAAGAUGCUGGCGCUGAGCCGGCAACAUGGCUGCCUGCCCUAUGCCAUCACCAUCGUGGCCAGCAUGACGGUGCGGGAGCUGUUUGAGGAGCUGGACAGACCAGCAGCCAGUGACGAGGAGCUCGCCAGGCUGAAGAGCAAGCGGGCCCGGGUGGCCCAGAUGAAGAGGACCUGGGCAGGGCAGGGGGCUUCUCUGAAGCUCGGCGACCUCAUGGUGCUGCUGGGUGCCGUGGGAGCCUGUGAGUAUGCCGGCUGUACGCCCCAGUUUUGCGAAGCCAACGGGCUGCGGUACAAAGCCAUGAUGGAGAUCCGGCGCCUGCGGGGCCAGCUGACCAGCGCAGUCAAUGCCGUGUGCCCAGAGGCUGAGCUCUUCGUGGAUCCCAAGAUGCGGCCGCCCACCGAGAGCCAGGUGACCUACCUGCGACAGAUCGUGACGGCCGGCCUGGGGGACCAUCUGGCCCGCAGGGUCCAGAGCGAGGAGCUGCUGGAGGACAAGUGGAGGAACGCCUACAAGACCCCUCUCCUCGACGACCCUGUCUUCAUCCAUCCCAGCUCCGUCCUUUUCAAAGAGCUCCCCGAGUUUGUGGUGUACCAGGAAAUCGUGGAGACCACCAAGAUGUACAUGAAAGGCGUCUCUAGCGUGGAGGUCCAGUGGAUCCCGGCCCUGCUGCCCUCUUACUGCCAGUUUGACAAGCCCCUGGAGGAGCCAGCCCCUACCUACUGCCCCGAGCGGGGGCGGGUGCUGUGUCACCGAGCCAGCGUGUUCUAUCGCGUGGGCUGGCCGCUCCCCGCCAUCGAGGUGGAUUUUCCAGAGGGCAUUGACCGCUACAAGCACUUUGCCCGGUUCCUGCUGGAAGGACAGGUCUUCCGCAAGCUGGCCUCAUACCAGAGCUGUCUGCUGUCCAGCCCCAGCACCAUGCUGAAGACGUGGGCCAGACCCACAGAUACCUCCCCCUUCCUGGGACUGGCGGAGCCUGUGGUGCAGGGGCUUGGAGCACUGGAGGCAGACCUGAAGGUGCAGGCUGCAGCCCCGGACGGAGAGCCUCCUGCGAGCCCUGGUUGCAGAGAAGGCUGACUGCCGUGAAGCCUUGCUGGUCGCUUGGAAGAAAAACCCCAAAUACCUCCUGGCCGCGUACUGUGAGUGGCUUCCACAGGCCAUGCACCCUGAUAUCGAGAAAGCCUGGCCCCCCACCACUGACCACUGACCGGACACCUGGCUGGAGGGCCGAGGACUGGAGAGCUGGCAGCAGCCUGUCACCCUGCAACCGUCACCGCCUGGCAUGGGCUUCAUGGCCUGCUCUCAGGAAGUAGGUCAAACCCUGGCAACCCUCGUCCAUGAGAACUCGAUCCUGUAUGAAGCGUGCUGCUGCCCGUGCCAUCCGGCCUGGGGGUGACUUUUUGAACUGUUUAUUACGUGGUGGAUGAUGAUUUCAUCUCACGUGCUGGACGCUGUUCUGUUCAGUGUGCUCUUUGGACUACAUUAGUCCCCUGUGGAGCAGCAGGGCUGGAGGUCUCUGCAGUCCCUUCCCCACCCGCCCUACCAGAAGGCCAAGGAGGCACGUGGAAGGCUUAUCCUUCCUGCAAUUCUUCCCUCUAGAGUCAGGGAGGGCCGCCCAGCCCUGGCCUCACAACCAUCCCAGAUGUUAGGUGAGCCACUGAGCUCUGCGUUGACCUUGAGGGGCCCAGCUCGGGGCCCCCAGGCUCCAUGCCUUCUUGGGAGGGUGGACACCAGCACCUUUCCUGUGUUACGGCUGCAGGGACUGGGCAUCUCGUCUGCCUGUGGUCAGCUCUCAGACGGCAGGGAGCGGAGCUGACCUUGGCCGUGCUUGGUCACCACUGCCAUGCCGCAGAGGAUGGGCCUAGCUAGGCUGGGGCCACAGGACUAUUCUGUCGGCCUUGAAUAGGGACUGCAGAACCCUCAGUUUGUCUCCCUUGUUCCUCUGUGGCCGAGGUGGGAGGGGAAGGGUGGGGUAGGUCCCCCAGCAAGAGAGACAGGAGCACCCCAGACAGGACCAAGGAGUCGGGAGGCCCCUGCCCUUCUGUCCUCCAUGGUGAGGGCGCAGACGUCUCCCCAGAGCCCAGCGCUCGCAGGAUGGAUUCCGCUCCUGGCUUUGGUUCUGCGGCUUUGGUGGAGACCGUUAUGGAAUAAAAUGUUCCUUGCACCCAGAUUAUUUUGUGGAAUGCACUUGGGGAAGGACACCCAGGUGGCGAGUGUGCUGUCGCGGGACGUGGCCUGGUGGCCGACCUGCCUUCCCAGUACUGCCAUCUGCUCUAAGGAGGCCUCUCCUCGCUGGGUUUACUUACCUCCCUGGCUGCUCUCGAAGCCCGAGCAGCUCCCUCUCCCCAUCUGCCCCAUAGCCGAGAAGGCAGCCCGGCCCUUCUCACUCCAAGUUCCUCCCCAGGAGCCCAGGGCAGGGCCGUGAGCCAGGGCCCUGCAGACACGUUUGCUUAACCCGCCCAGUGAUUAAGGAAGACUUGAAUUCCUCACUAACAUGUAGAAUUGAGCUGUUUCCCACUCAAAAGUCCUGACCUCCAGCUUUCCCACCGCACAUGGGCUGGCAAUUCUGAGAUGAAAGCGGAAGCCAUCGUUCCCACCGCUGUCUCAGGCGCCGGGGCAGCCUCCUCAGGGACGUCCCUGCCUCCUCAUCGCACUCCACAGCCACAGCAAAGCGUCCACAGUUGUAAUUAGGUGAUGCUUUUUAAAAAAAUGUUAUGUAAUUAACGUACCAUAAAAUUCACCAUUUUAAGGUAUACAGUUGCUUUUAGUAUAUCACAGUUGUGCAACCAUUACCAUGACCUGAUUCCAGAGCAUUUUUAUA
This is a messenger RNA of Piliocolobus tephrosceles (Ugandan red Colobus), 5271 nucleotides long. It is a transcript of the gene DHX37, whose product is annotated as DEAH-box helicase 37. NCBI's taxonomy places the organism in Eukaryota, Metazoa, Chordata, Mammalia, Primates, Cercopithecidae. Gene Ontology annotation, cellular component: intracellular anatomical structure; nucleolus. The transcript has 28 exons. Gene Ontology annotation, biological process: maturation of SSU-rRNA from tricistronic rRNA transcript (SSU-rRNA, 5.8S rRNA, LSU-rRNA). The record is from RefSeq and is a predicted model, not a curated record. Gene Ontology annotation, molecular function: ATP binding; helicase activity; RNA binding. Bases 105 to 3527 code for a protein of 1140 amino acids.